Molecule: messenger RNA, 726 nt
Organism: Dromiciops gliroides (monito del monte)
Lineage: Eukaryota; Metazoa; Chordata; Mammalia; Microbiotheria; Microbiotheriidae
Gene: DMAC1
Product: distal membrane arm assembly component 1
Exons: 2
Coding region: 173-466 (97 amino acids)
Source: RefSeq, a predicted model, not a curated record
CUCCUUCAACAGAGCACUGGGACAGAGAGGACAAACUACAUUUCCCAAUGAAUCACUGCGCCUAUUUCCUGUGCGGCUCCCAUCUCUGCUCGGCUUCCGGAGUCGUUGCGUCGUGAGUUCCGCGUGGAAACCGCCUCUUCUAGGGUCGCUCUCUCUGCCCACCCACUCAGUUAUGGCUGCCAGCACGUCGUCGUCGCCCCCCGCACCACCAGCCCCGGCUCCAGCCGCAGCUCCGGGCAAGACCCCGUUAAUGGGGGGCUGCCUGAGCUGCCGCCUCUUAUCGGGAAUGGGGCUGCUGGGGGCCGGCGGCUAUGUGUACUGGACUGCGCGGCGACCCCUGAAGCUCGGCUAUGCCCCCAGCCCGGGUACCAUCUUCCAGAUGGUCGUUGGCAUCAGCAUUGCUUGUUGGGGGGUAGUCGUAUUGGCGGACCCUGUAGGAAAACUCCAAGACACAAAGAAGCAAUGACGGUGAGGAUGCUGAAAUUGGCAGCUUUACAAUUCAGCCACCCAUCUUCAUGGAUCACCCAGCCACUUCAGUGGAUUACCCAGACCAGGACAAUAGAAGCAAGAGACCAUCACAUGUUCCAGGACACAGUGAUCCAGCUUCAGAUCUUUCAGAUCUGUAGAUGGCUGCAGGGGACAUGGACAAAGCAUGACUUCCUAUUUCUUUUUACCUAGGCCUGCCACUCCCUUCACAGCUGUGAAUAAAUUUCUCCGAGUAGAGAA